Messenger RNA from Condylostylus longicornis, 1305 nucleotides. RefSeq lists its product as uncharacterized. The coding region runs from base 112 to 1236 and encodes 374 amino acids. Gene Ontology annotation, molecular function: DNA binding. The transcript is spliced from 2 exons. The record is from RefSeq and is a predicted model, not a curated record. Lineage: Eukaryota; Metazoa; Arthropoda; Insecta; Diptera; Dolichopodidae.
AUUACAUACAUAUGUACUAUAAAAAAUAAAAAUAUUAAAAUUUGUUAAAAUUCAAAAGUUUGGUAAUAACAAAAGUAAGAAACAAUAGUGUAGCGAAAUUACUGCUUUACAAUGAGCAUUUUGUGGAAACAUUUUACUGAUGAAGGUUCUGAAAAAGUUAGAUGCAAAUAUUGCAACAUUAUAGUUUCAUAUAAAAAGGGAAAUAGAUCUAUUAUGAGAAAACAUCUGGAGCGAAAACAUCCAGAAACUUUAGGAAUAACAACUAAAGCCAUGACUGAAGAAUCGUUUAUAGGAAAGAGUGAACAAACGAUUGCUUGUGCAGAAAUCCAUCCAAUUUUUCAUAUUGAACGCAAUAUUAAAUAUUUCAUUCAAAUGGUAUAUGAAAGACCUACUUUAUACGAAUAUUCUAGAUUAAUUGGAUGGAAUAGCAAACAAAAUAAAAGCAUUUGGCAAGAACUUGCUGAUACUUUCCAAGUGGAUGUUGCUGAGUGUCAAAAAUUCUGGAAAUAUUUAAGAGAAACUUAUGAUCUACACAGCAGGAACCCAAAACUAGACGAUCAUAAAUAUGCAAAUGAGCUUUCGUUUCUGGGGGAAAUGUAUAAAAAACGCCGUCAAAGAAAAGAAGAUUUGGCAAGACAAAGAAAGUUACAGAAAACGGUUGAAAAUAUCAGCAAAUCACCCCUAGAAAAUAGUUUUAUUACUAAAACUAAAGAAGAACUAGUAAAAAAACCACAAAGUAUUGAAAUUUUAGGACUUAGAGAGAACGAAUCCAUAACAAAAUAUGAAAUAUAUGAAGACUGUUCCGGUAAUUAUGAUGUAGACUAUAUUGAGAAUAACACAGCCCAAUUUACUGUUGGAGAUGUAAAUAGUUUCAUUAUGAAAGAUGUUAAAGCUGAAGAUAUUGUGAUUUUUGAUGACAACUCGUCCUUAACUGAAUCCCCAAAUAUAAUUAGUUUAGUUAAUAAUUUCACUCAAACUGAACUUUCUGGACCAGUUAUUCCAACUAACCAAUCUAAAGAUGAUAUUCAAGCAGAAGAAAAUCCAGCAGAAUGUAUACCCUCAACGAGAUGUAAAAAAUGUUCUAACGAAUUUGAUGAACUAGAUUUAUUAAUGGAAUUCAUCAAACGAAAAAUUAGGAAAUUUCCCAUGAAAGAUAUGAACAAAUUGCAAAUAAAAAUUCUUAAAACUGUUAUGGAUGCAGAAAAAGACAUUAAACUAUCUAAAAACGAGUUAUGAAGUUAUUAAUUCUACAAAAAUUAAAAAAUAUUGGUAAUAUAAAUAAAUUUUCCAUUUUUAAUUAAAUAA